Molecule: messenger RNA, 1158 nt
Organism: Nestor notabilis (Kea)
Lineage: Eukaryota; Metazoa; Chordata; Aves; Psittaciformes; Psittacidae
Gene: POLD3
Product: polymerase (DNA-directed), delta 3, accessory subunit
Biological process (GO): DNA replication; DNA synthesis involved in UV-damage excision repair; nucleotide-excision repair, DNA gap filling
Cellular component (GO): nucleus; delta DNA polymerase complex
Molecular function (GO): DNA-directed DNA polymerase activity
Source: RefSeq, a predicted model, not a curated record
UGCCACAAGGUUGCAGUAGUGAGAGAGGACCAACUCGAAGCAAUGAAGUCUAAACUAUCCACAGUUGCAAGCGUGCAUGUCUACAGCAUUCAGAAAGCUUUGCUCAAGGACAGUGGACCCCUCUACAACACAGACUAUGAUAUUGUCAAAACAAACCUGCACAACUGCAGCAAGUUUAGUGCCAUUCGAUGUGCUGCUGCAGUCCCCAGGCCAGUGGUUGAAGUUCCUCCAGCAGAGACGUCUGUGCAGGAUGCUUCUCAGACCAAAGGUGACAGGAAUGCUGCCAGUGUCCCUGCAGUAAACGGCCAUGGACCAUCAAGUUCUAAACCACCACACAGCAGCCCAAAGGGAUUAUGGGAAUGUUUGCAGCAAAAGCAGCUUCCAAAUCCCAGGACACAAAUAAAGAAGCUAAAGGACUCUAAAGAGGCCCCAAGUGUGUCUGCAACGAGCAGCAAACCACCAGCAAAGGGCAACAUAAUGAACAACUUCUUUGGAAAAGCUGCCAUGAAUAAACUCAAAGUCAAUUCUGUGCCUGAGCAGCCAAAGGAGGAGAAGGAAGUUGUCAAGCCUUCAGUUCCUGUAGCAGAACCAGAGUCAUCCCUUAAUACUGUUGUAGAGAAACCUGGGAAGAAAACAGAACCUGCUAGAAUUCAACAGAAGGACAAAAAAAGUAAAAUGAAGAGGAUGGACAAGUCAGAUAAUGAGGAAGAAAGAGAACCUGAAAAUGUAAAGAAGAAAAGGAAGCGAAUCAAACAGCUUGAGUCUGACAGCAGUGAUGAGGAAGGUAUCCCACCAUCUCCCACACCUGAGGAAGAGAAAGCUCCAUCUCCUGUACCUGCCCUGAAAACUGAACUGGAGCCUGCAUCCACAGAGGUUCCAGCUGGAGGGAGGAAGAGGAAACGGAAGCGUGUGCUGAAAUCCAAGAUGUUCAUUGAUGAUGAAGAAGGCUGCAUGGUGACUGAAAAGGUUUAUGAGAGCGAAUCCUGUACAGACAGUGAGGAUGACUUCAAGACCAAGCCACUGGCUGCACCCAGACAGCCUGUGCUGCCUCUGAAGAAAGAACCAAAGGAAGAAAGGAAGAACGUGAAGAAAGGGGCAGCUGUUGCCAGCAGAGCCAACAAACAGGUCUCCAUCAUGGGGUUUUUCCAGAAGAAAUGA